Molecule: messenger RNA, 1176 nt
Organism: Cryptococcus wingfieldii CBS 7118
Lineage: Eukaryota; Fungi; Basidiomycota; Tremellomycetes; Tremellales; Cryptococcaceae
Exons: 2
Coding region: 1-1176 (391 amino acids)
Source: RefSeq, a predicted model, not a curated record
AUGCCCCCCCGCAGAGCAAGACGCGGCCGUCCCCAAACAACGCCAACUGGGGCGCCUGACGCCGGCCCUAGCGACGCCCCUCCUAUCGCCUCGACUGCAGCCCCUCCCAACCCGCUGCUGAACCUUCUACAGUCAUUGGUCCCCUCUCCUUCCAUUGAUCCUUCUGGUGCCAGCUUGGCCGCCGACGCGGCCGACAUCGCCAACGUCGCCGACAGUGGCACCUUGCUGCCCACCUCCGGGCUUGGUCACCCUGCCAAUCGCGACAAGCCCUACCCUCUCACUCUUGUACCGUUCGACAUCGCCCAACCUCCUCAGCAUGAGACAUCCUUGGUGAUAUUACCCUACGACGAGAUCGACGUUCAGGAUAAGCUUGGGGGGUUCUGGGUCGAAGAGUACGAGGCGGGCAAUAUCCAAGACGAAGCUAGAUACGAAGACUUAUUCGUUAUUACCUAUCUAAGGAGCUCCUGCCUUGACGUCGACGGUUUUCGCGCUCGCAGAUCUCGCCGAGGCAAUCACCACUAUGUGCUAUACCCAACGGUCUUCGUACGCUCGGUGCGGCUGGACCAGGGCUACUAUAUCGAAACAGAUGAUUACAAGACUCUGCCGGUGGUGAGGAGUGUCAUUGCGAACGCCAUAAGAAAAAAGGAAGCCAAAGCCAAGAGAAACGCAAAGAAAGACAACGAAGGGCUGCCUGCCUCCUCUCAACUCACGUCGAAGACGCUUGGCGGGCUCACGCCAGACGUUGGCUUGGAAGGAUCCUACUUCACACAGUCUCCAGAAGGAGGGUCUUCAGAGAGCUCUGCUCACCAACUUGUCAACAAGAUCCUCUAUUUUGUCGCCGAGAUCAAGUGGGGAAAAAUGGCUAGGCGCGACCUCGAAAAUUGGCGGAAACUGGACCAAGCCAUCCUCCAGUAUGCUUGCCUGGAGGCCCUCUUCCAAGCGGUAUACUACCUCCACAUGGCGUUUACAGUGUCCAGAACUCGCAUUGCUAUCGCCUUGGCGAACGAGUUCUACACUCGCUUGGUGAACGUGACGGGAGAAGAAGGAGGUCCGCAGAGGAUCCUAGUCGAAGCUCCGCCAGACGUUGUAGCGGCAUCGAGAGAGCUGGAAUCCCACGCAGACGGCAUGAGCCCCAGUGAUAUUCUCAAGUUGGCCGAGGACAAUGCGAGUUUUUGA